AUGGAGGAUAUCUUUUCGUGGUGUAAAGAAGGCAAUGCCAUCCAAGUUCGUGUGUGGUUGGACGACACGGAAAACGACUUAAAUCAGGGAGAUGAUCACGGCUUCAGUCCGUUACAUUGGGCCUCCUGGUCAGGACAUGGAAGCAUUGUUGAUUUGCUGAUCAAACGAGGCGCGAGAGUCAAUGCAACAAAUCGAGGCGAUGACACUGCAUUGCAUCUUGCUGCCGCUCAUGGUCAUCGUGAUGUACUUCAUAUGUUGCUGCGAAAUAAGGCUGACGUGAAUGCGGUGAAUGAGCAUGGGAACACACCAUUACAUUAUGCGUGUUUCUGGGGAUACGCUGGAGUUGCCGAAGACUUGGUGAACGCAGGUGCCUUGGUGUCGAUCGCGAACAAAUACAAUGAAGUUCCCCUGGACAAAUGCAAAGGCGCUCUUCCGACUAAGCUUCACGAUUUGGCUUACAAGAGUGGGCAAGAUCUAAAGAAGAUUGCAUUCAAGGACCAAAGCUGGCUCGGGUUGAAAACCAGAAGUCGAGAUGCAACUUUAUCGAGACAUAAAGGCAUAGAUUACAACGAUUUACAUCUGGAGAGAUGCAUUGGUGCUUCGCCAUCCGGGGAAACAUGGCGUGGCAAAUGGCAGGAAAACGAAAUCGUUGCAAAGGUUCUUGCCGUCAGAACAAUCACGAGUCGUGUUCUUCGUGAUUUCAAAGACGAAUUCCCUCGACUCCGAAUUUUUUCACAUCCGAACAUCUUGCCCGUGAUUGGCGCCUGCACGGAAGCCCCGCAACUGUACGUUAUCAGCCAGUACAUGCCGUUCGGUUCCCUUUUCGACAUUCUUCACCGACAAAACUCAUCACACCAAUCGUCGCAUGCCGUCGUGGUGGACCUGACGUUGGCAUUGAGGUUCGCAUCGGAUGUCGCUCGUGGAAUGGCAUUUUUGCACUCGCUGGAGAAGCCAGAUGUCCGCUUGUUCCUCAAUUCGAAACACAUCAUGAUUGACGAGGAUAUGACUGCCCGAAUCAACAUGGGUGACGUUAAAUUCAGCUUUCAAGAGCGUGGCAAGAUGUUCAGUCCGCAGUGGGUGGCGCCUGAAGCGUUGCAGAAAAGAAGCGAAGAUAUUAACGUUAAAGCUGCGGACAUGUGGAGCUAUGCGGUGUUGUUGUGGGAGUUGGCCACUCGCCAAGUGCCAUUUGCUGAUUUUGGACCAAUGGAGGCUGGCAUCAAGAUCGCUCUGGAAGGAUUGAGGCUGUCCAUCCCGCCGGGAAUUUCUCAUCAUCUGGCGCGUCUGAUCCGUAUUUGCAUGAACGAAGACCCGGGCAAGCGUCCGAAUUUUGACAUGCUGCUACCAAUUCUGGACAAGAUGAAAGCCGCUUGAACAUCAAAACAGCGAGGGGGGAAAAAGCAAGAACUGAAAUCGCGCGAAAAAUCCAACAAUCGUAAAGACAUGAGCAUUUGGAACCUCUUGUCAGUAAUCAACUUCCUUAAAAAGGCAGUUAACUCGAUUGGUGCUGAGCAUUUAAUGUGUUAAUCAGGACAAAAGUAUUGCUAAAAGAUAACAGGAUUGUGUACAGCGUAUUUUUCGGCGAAGAAACAGUUGCCUUAGGAAUGGUGAGGGAAAAGUUUCUUGGUUGUUUUGCCAUCAUUUUACGGAGGCCCUCCUUGGCGCGUGUGUGUGUUUAAUUAAUUUUAUACGCAAGGAGUAAUGCGGUUUGUCAGUUACCCCGUCCUGUUCGUGUCGCUUUACUUUUGUAUGCCCUCUUGUCAUUUGAAGAUGUGCGGGGCGCGAUUAAGUCCGGGCCUUGUGAAGUACUUGAAACCACAGAACUAAGGCCAUGGCGUAUUCUAUUACUUCCCCGCUCCUAUAAUGCUUCUCUUCGAUUUGUCAGUGUGAAUUAAUUUUGGAUUACAUUUUUCAAACGUACAGUACUUGAAGGCGGAUCUGCGAGCAUCAAAUAGAAGACACGGUUCCCGUACUUGAGUCAAUCAUAACUUCCUCUCAAUGACAUCUCCUCUGGGAAUAAUUCUCCUAGAUGGUCAUUGACUGUUUGGGGAUGGUGAUCAGCGGUGAAAGAGUUUUUGAAGUGCGUGUAGGUAUUAGCAUCCAGGGAUUCGUGCAGAAGGAUUUUUUUCAUUUCUGUUCGAUUUUCCGUGUGUAGCGAUCGAACGCAUGACUAAUAAUGGAUCUUUCUCCAACUCCGACGCUUAUCAUGUGUAUUGGAUUGGAACCGUUUUUUUUUUUUUUUCUAUUGAUGUUCUUCCGCAAGAAUUAAUGAACUGAGGAGUUCUCGUGCUA
Molecule: messenger RNA, 2289 nt
Organism: Notodromas monacha
Lineage: Eukaryota; Metazoa; Arthropoda; Ostracoda; Podocopida; Cyprididae
Source: the annotation of a GenBank genome assembly